Molecule: messenger RNA, 4375 nt
Organism: Empidonax traillii (willow flycatcher)
Lineage: Eukaryota; Metazoa; Chordata; Aves; Passeriformes; Tyrannidae
Gene: AKAP5
Product: A-kinase anchoring protein 5
Exons: 2
Coding region: 1-2013 (670 amino acids)
Biological process (GO): positive regulation of adenylate cyclase activity
Cellular component (GO): dendritic spine; postsynaptic density; plasma membrane
Molecular function (GO): beta-2 adrenergic receptor binding; GABA receptor binding; glutamate receptor binding
Source: RefSeq, a predicted model, not a curated record
AUGUGCCAGGAUGCAGGCAUCGAUCAAGAAAAUCGCUGCUACAACCCAGACGAAGGAGGAGCGAAUGUGGUGAGGGCAGCUAAGGAAGCUCAAAUGGAGAACCCAAAGGAGGUAGAGUCUCCCAGCACAGGGGCAACGUGCUCCCCACUGGAGGAACAAGCAGAGAAACCCUCCAUGCUCUGUUUUAAGAAGCGGAAGAAGCCCUGUAAGAAGGGGCUGACUGUGAAGGAUGCGUGCGAAGGAGCCUCAGAGGAGAAAAGCCAAUGUGUCAGCACCGACCAAGGGGAGGCAAAAGUUUCCAGUCCAUCACAGUCCUCCAAAGGAGCCUGGGCAGCCAUCAAAAACCUCACAAGGCCUCGGAGAAGGCAGAAAUCCUCCUCACGGAAGAAGGCACAGUCCGAUUCGCAGGUGGAGCUGGAGGUGGAUGCUGAGGAGAGCUGUGCACAAGACCUCCCGAAGAAACGGGCCAGCUCUGGCGUGAAGAUGCCCUGCAUGCGGUUCUCCAGGGGCAAGAAGAAACCCAGACCCUCGGAAGCACUGGAGGAGUCAGAGGGCAGCGUUCAAGCAAACGAAGUGGUGGGUGUUUUGAACAAAGCCUGUGAAGAGCCAGAGGAUUUGGCCCCGGCAGAAAAAUCUGAAUCCUUCAGCCCAGUCUCUGCAGAGGAGGACCAGGCUACAGUGAAAGAGGACCAAGCUGCAGUGAAAGAGGACCAGGCUACAGUGAAAGAGGACCAGGCUACAGUGAAAGAGGACCAAGAUACAGUGAAAGAGGACCAGGCUACAGUGAAAGAGGACCAAGAUACAGUGAAAGAGGACCAGGCUGCAGUGAAAGAGGACCAGGCUACAGUGAAGGAGGACCAGGCUGCAGUGAAAGAGGACCAGGACACAGUGAAAGAGGAGCAGGCUGCAGUGAAAGAGGACCAGACUAUAGUGAAGGAGGACCAUGAUACAGUGAAGGAGGACCAGACUACUGUGAAAGAGGACCAGGCUGCAGUGAAGGAGGACCAGGCUGCAGUGAAAGAGGACCAGGCUGUAGUGAAGGAGGACCAGGCUAGCAUGAAAGAGGACCAGGCUGCAGUGAAGGAGGACCAGGCUAUAGUGAAGGAGGACCAUGAUUCAGUGAAGGAGGACCAGGCUUCAGUGAAAGAGGACCAGGCUGCAGUGAAGGAGAAGCAGGCUAUAGUGAAGGAGGACCAGGCUAUAGUGAAGGAGGACCAGGAUAUAGCAAAGGAAAAUGACAACUCUGUUGAGAAGAGUGAGCCCUCGACAGAGCACACACCUGACAUGGAGGAACAUACGGAGUGCACUGUUCAGUCAGAGAUAACUGAUUCAGAGACAGUUAAUGAAAUAGCCCAGGACAAACUCCAGGAAGGGAGCCUACCCCAAACCACAGACGAUGCAGAGGGCAGAGAAGCUCCCAAAGCACCUGUUUCCAAGGAUCAACCCGACAGUCCCCUUGAAACCACCGAGCAGGAGGAAAUCCCUAAUAUCUGCACAGAGCUGCCUGAAGGGGAUGAAUCAGAGAAGAGCACAAAUCUUCCUGAGGAGUGCAAAGCCCAGGAGACUGUAUCAGAGUUCAGUGAGUCGACAUCCAGAGACAACGGAGCGAGUGUGCAGGAAUGCUCCAGCCAUCAGGUGACAUCAGAGGCAAACGCGGGCGCCGGCAUUGGCGUCGGCAUCGUCAUCACCAUCACUGAGGCUGAGGACUCUGACAACACCGACUCCGACCAGGCCUAUGAGCCGUCCCCAGUUCUGCACCAAAAUAAGCAAAAAGGGAAUAAAAAAUCAAACAGGAAUGCUGAUGUUGGUAAAAAAGAGGGCCCUGAGGCUGGUGGUGGUCCCCAGGCAGAGGACAAAAGUCUGGGUGACCAGGGGCACAGAACUGGGGAGCAGUACGAAUUGCUCCUCAUAGAAACUGCCUCCUCCCUCGUGAAGGCAGCCAUCCAGUCAUCCAUAGAGCAGCUGGUCAAUGAAAUGGCCCUGGAACAGAAUAAACACAACAGUUUUCUGUGAGGGGAGCUUUGCCCCCAAGAGGAAGAGCAGAGGGAGUGAUUUAAAGCCCCAUUUGUCCUGGGGUGUGUGUGGAGAGCUCAGAGGGCUCCCAGGGCUGAGGUGUAGUUAAUUCUGCAUGCCCCUCCAGUUGUGUGUCUAUGUGAAAUGGAUCCUGAGACGUGGGCAGACCCUGCUACAUACACUGUGUUCCCUGGGGCCUCAGACAACACCACUGACUGCAGCUGCAGAAAAAUGAAGGUGUUACAGUGACUGUAUUUUCAUUUAUUGGCAUAAUUAUAUCAAGGCCACAUUUCUGCCAGCACCCAUGCCAGGUUGCCCCACUGUUCAUGCUGUAGAUCUGUAUAUACCAUGUGUUUAAAUAAAGGUCCUGAGAGGCAGCGAGUGCCCGACCUGCUGCUGGGCUGGAUUCGGGGGCACGCUGGAACAGCUGGAGGUUUGCCUGGGGUGUGUUGGAGAUGAGGGAAAGCAAAGCAACUGCAGUGUUAACACGAAGACAUCACUGUCAGAAGGGCUCAGGACAGUGUUUAGUGUUGUGAACUGUAGGCAUUCGCUACCUACGGGCGCCAGGACCGGGGGUCACCGUUGCUGUCCCAUCGCGUGAAGCCGGCAGGCUGCAGCGAGAAGUGUUCUGUGUUCUGCAUUCGGCCUCUCCCGCUGCCACGAGCAGCCUGUGCAUCUCCAGACACGUUAAAGCACAGCAUCAGCCGCUCGCCUUGCUGACCCCGGGCUGCACAAACGCCAGGAAAGCGACAACGCUUCGGGGGAGGGCCUGUUCUUGCACCAUUAAGCUCAACGGGCAAAAAUUCCCUGCGGCAUCAGCGGCGUGGGCUGGGCGGGAGCGGUGCCUGCUGCGGGCAGCCCCUCUCCUCCCUGGCCGUCCUCCCCCCCAAUCCUGGUGUCGUGGUGAAGCUGUCCUCAGAUGUAGCAUAUUUUUUUAUAUAUAUAUGGCAUGUGAUAUAAAUAGCAGUGAGCUGCAUGCGUGUUAGCAGUCAGCAUAGUUUGGGUAGCUGCGAUGUUCUGCCGGCACUGGAAUUGCUUUGAUUUGGUCUGGGCGCUGCUGGCGUCCCUGGGUGCUGGCGGCAGCCGUCCUGCACCGCUCCCCGCUCUCCACAAAGCCCGCCUGCCUUCAUCCCAGCCCAGGCAUCCCUUGGGAAACGUGCAUUAUGCCCGGCUCGCUGCCACCAGGCUCCGGCUGGCUCUGGCACGCCACGUAGCGCGCCUGAAACAUGCAGUGAAAUGCUGGAGCGAUCUUACCGAAGUCCUCAGGGAAAAAAUCUAGACAUGGAGGGCCUGAGGACAUGGCUGGAAAAUGCCUGGACAAGCCUACUGUCGUCAAAACCCGUGAACUGCCCUGCUCCAAGGGGGUUUGUGCGUGUGCGAGCACCGCCUCCCACUGCAAGCCCUCCAAGAGAAAGGGGCCUUUUAAUAUUUUGGGAUUGUGUCUGCAUGGCUGGGAUUUAUGUCCAGCUGUGGGCAAGGCAGUGUGUUCCUCUGAGAAAAUUCUCCUGCGUGUUUCUCAGCCGAUACAGAAAUAGCAGCCGCGCUUGGCACUUGCUCCCUGACCAUGGGCGGUGCGCUGAGAUUUCCCUUCCCAGCGUAGGAUUUGGAUUCCUGCUAAAAUACAAGGGCUGUACAUGUCCCUGGUACCUGGUGCACAACCACAGUGUGAACCUUGAUAAAGCAUCUCCGUUGUUAUGAGAGGACUGCGACAGAGAGAGCGACGGCUCAUUUCUGUGAAAGUAAAACUUUAGAAAAAUCAGAGGGUGUUUAAAAAAAAAAAGUGUCUUUUUUUUCUGUGUAUUUAUUUAUUAAGUUAUCAGAUAUCGAUAAUUCAGUGUGUACAAUUUUAAUGGCUUUGUACUUCAUACUGGUCCUUCCAGGUGUUUUGCCAUAGUUUUGAAAGGGACUCUUAAAGGACUUUUAGAUGCACCUUUGGAGCUGCCACAGCACCCAGCAAGAGCCAUACUGGUAUUGGGGGUUGCUUAUGGAAUUACAGCGGGCACUGUGGCAGGUUGGUGCCAAGCAAAGGGCUGCUGUGGGGCCCUGCUGGGGUUGGCUGUGGAGAAGGAUGUCCAAGCUCUAGUAAAUAAACAGAAAAAGACCCCGUGGGGCCAGGCUGUCAUCUUCUGUCAGCCCACUUCGCGGUUUUGGGAGGAUUUCGUGUUAUUUCAGUAUUGCCUUUUGGGCAAAACGCGCCUUCAGAAGUGGAGGAGAAUGGCAGAAAUGCUUUGGUCCAGCCCUGCCCUGCGAGUGUUGCUCUGUGUCCAGGGUUGUGUUUGCAUCCUCUCUGUAGCUGGUUUUCUCUCUGUUAUAGGUGUACAUAGAACUGAUGAUUAUUUCAUUAAAGCUGAAUGUACCUGUU